AUGAUAACUAAGCUAGUGUCUGAUUUUCAUCUGAGUCCUCUGGUUUGUAGAACUAUGAAUAUCGGGAAACUUCAAAGAUUUGAACCGGUUAUUAAUCGUUCAAGGAUAAAUACUUCAGGAUUUGGUGACAAACCAUUAUGGUUUAGACCUUUUACUGUUAUUAAAGUUGCAGAAAAACCCUCUGGUUAUGGCUUAGUUGAAGAUGAAACACUUGCUCAGAAGAAAAUAGAACUUUACCAGGCUUUGGAAGAAAUCAACAGAGGGAUAUUUGGAAUCCCAUCUGGAAAGAAGUUAGAAAUUGAAAGUUUGGUGAAGCAGCUAGAAUCUAAAAAUCCAACUCCAGAACCAACUCUUGAACUGGAUAAGGUGGAUGGAUGCUGGAGGCUUGUUUACAGCACUAUCUCAAUUUUGGGAUCAAGAAGGACAAAGUUAGGCCUAAGAGAGUUUAUCUCAUUAGGUGAUUUCUUUCAGACUAUUGAUAAAGCCAAGAACAAAGCAGUCAAUGUGGUGAAGUUCAAUGCAAAAGGGCUGACAAUGUUGUCUGGAGAGCUAACUAUUGAGGCCUCAUUCAAGAUUGCUUCCAAAACAAGGGUUGACAUUACUUUUGAAAAAUCCACAAUCACUCCUGAUCAGUUGAUGAAUGUGUUUCGGAAAAACUAUGAUAUUUUGUUGGGCAUCUUCAAUCCAGAGGGGUGGCUAGAAAUCACAUAUGUUGAUGAAAACAUGAGAAUAGGAAGGGACGACAAAGGCAAUAUCUUUGUACUAGAAAGAUUUGAUGAUAAUAGCAACUCCUAG
Vicia faba (fava bean) is the source of this 795-nucleotide messenger RNA. The record is from the annotation of a GenBank genome assembly. Lineage: Eukaryota; Viridiplantae; Streptophyta; Magnoliopsida; Fabales; Fabaceae.